Messenger RNA from Aethina tumida (small hive beetle), 918 nucleotides. RefSeq names its product probable multidrug resistance-associated protein lethal(2)03659. Gene Ontology annotation, molecular function: ATP binding; ATPase-coupled transmembrane transporter activity; ATP hydrolysis activity. Lineage: Eukaryota; Metazoa; Arthropoda; Insecta; Coleoptera; Nitidulidae. The transcript has a single exon. Gene Ontology annotation, cellular component: membrane. Gene Ontology annotation, biological process: transmembrane transport. The coding region runs from base 1 to 918 and encodes 305 amino acids. The record is from RefSeq and is a predicted model, not a curated record.
AUGGCCAUAACUCAGGUGUUCAUGUUGACUGCGGUCAUAACGUGGGCGACCAAACAGUUUUCAGAGCUGGAGAGUCAAGUGACGUCGGUCGAAAGAGUUCUGGAGUACACCGAAAUACCUUUGGAGAGCAAAUCCGAAGGUAGGACGGUGACGGAGUGGCCCAAGAACGGACAAAUCACUUUCGACCACGUCAAUUUGGUGUACGAAACGACGAACGAGCACAUUUUGAGGGACAUCAGUUUUCGAGUCGAGCCGGGCGAGAAAAUCGGAAUUGUGGGUCGAACGGGGGCGGGGAAGUCCUCGAUAAUUUCGGUCCUGUUCCGAUUGUACAACAUCUCCGGCAGCAUCGUGAUUGACGGCGAAGACAUCGGCACCUUGAAUCUGGAAUUUUUGCGAUCCAGCAUUGCCAUCAUCCCUCAGGAUCCGAUUUUAUUCUCCGGAACGAUCCGAAAGAACAUCGACCCUUUGGACAAGUACAAAGACGAGGAGAUUUGGAGAGCCAUUCGAAUAGUAAAACUGACCGAAAUGGUUCCGAACCUCGAGAUGAAGAUCACAGAAAGCGGCAGCAAGUACAGUUCGGGCCAGAGACAGCUGAUUUGUUUGGCCAGGGCGUUGGUCACUCGCAACAAAAUCAUCGUUUUGGACGAGGCCACUGCAAAUAUGGAUCCGGAAACCGAUAAGCUGCUCCACGAAACGAUCCGAGUGCAUUUCGGACACAGCACGGUUUUAACGAUAGCCCAUCGUAUCAACACGGUCAUUAAGUCUGACAAGGUUUUGGUGGUCGACGGCGGACGAAUCGUUCAGUACGGUAAGCCAAACGAUUUGUUGCGACAGCGAGACGGACAGUUUCGGAAGAUGGCCUCUCAAGCCGGGAUACAAUUAACCGACGACAUUCAAGAGGAAGACGAUCAAUAUUAA